Pelobates cultripes (western spadefoot toad) is the source of this 587-nucleotide messenger RNA. NCBI's taxonomy places the organism in Eukaryota, Metazoa, Chordata, Amphibia, Anura, Pelobatidae. The record is from the annotation of a GenBank genome assembly.
AUGGCAGCAGGUGCUGCGGAGGUCGAGGUGGCCGGGCUGGGCGGCAAAAUCGCCCAAGAUGGCGCCAAAGACGAGGAGAGGUCCUGCAGUCCUCACCCUUAUCUUGCGGUGGCUGCAGAAGUGACGUCGGAGCGUGCGGCCACACGCAGGAAGAGGCGGAGUGCCGCUCGCCGGAACUCGGGUGGCGCAUACGUGACGUCUGCAGACGUCACAGGCCCCUGCCAAUCCCGGAAGUCCCAGAGCUCCUUGGACUGGGGAAUCGGAGGAGGAGCACCUCUGGCCCCCGGCAAGUGGGGCAGGCCAGCAGGUGGUUUCUUGUUUUUAUUUUAAAAUUUUCAGUUCUUUGUUGGAAUGGAUCGUAGCGCGGGUGUCGGGCUGUUCUUCCCUCCUUCACUAUCUCGACGACUUCUUGUUUGUCGUUCUGGCUGAUUCCUCACAGUGUAGCGGUUUGUCCAUCUCUUCUGCACUAGUAGGGUUCUCAGGUUUGUACGGACUUUUUUUUCUGCUUUUAUAGGGUUAUGGCGGAUUUUGGGGUUCCAGAGGCUGAGGAGAAAACAGGGGGCCCUAGUACGAUUAUUUCUUCCUAG